Molecule: messenger RNA, 3795 nt
Organism: Acanthosepion pharaonis
Lineage: Eukaryota; Metazoa; Mollusca; Cephalopoda; Sepiida; Sepiidae
Source: the annotation of a GenBank genome assembly
AUGUUUUGGUUAAUAUCAGUUGUAGAAAUAGAAUUAUUUUUCUCUCUUUGCUUGUAUAUUUUUUUCUCUCUUUGCUUCUGUUUCUAUUUUUCUCUUCUCUCUUUGCUUCUUUUCUCUCUCUCUCUCUCUGUUUCUGUUUUUAUUUUUUUCUCUUUUGCUUCUGUUUCUCUCUCUCUCUUUGCUUCUGUUUCUCUCUCUCUCUUUGCUUCUGUUUCUAUUUUUUCUCUCUCUCUCUCUCUCUUUGCUUCUGUUUCUAUUUUUCUCUCUCUCUUCUCUUUUUGCUUCUCUUUCUUUUUCUCUCUUUCUCUCUCUCUCUCUUUCUGUUUUUUUUCUCUCUCUCUCUUUGCUUCUUCUCUCUCUCUCUCUUGCUUCUGUUUCUAUUUUUCUCUCUCUCUCUUUUUGCUUCUGUUUCUUCUGUUUCUUUUUUCUCUCUCUCUCUCUCUCUUUGCUUCUGUUUCUAUUUUUUCUCUCUCUCUUUGCUUCUGUUUCUAUUUUUUCUCUCUCUCUCUCUCUCUUUGCUUCUGUUUCUAUUUUUUCUCUCUCUCUCUCUUGCUUCUGUUUCUAUUUUUCUCUCUCUCUCUCUUUUGCUUCUGUUUCUAUUUUUCUCUCUCUCUCUCUCUCUUUUUCUGUUUUUUUCUAUUUUUUUCUUCUCUCUCUCUCUUUCUUCUGUUUCUGUUUUUUUCUCUCUCUCUCUCUCUCUUCUGUUUCUAUUUUUUCUCUCUCUCUCUCUUCUCUCUUUUCUUCUCUUUCUCUUUUCUCUCUCUCUCUCUCUCUCUUUGCUUCUGUUUCUAUUUUUUCUCUCUCUCUCUCUCUUUGCUUCUGUUUCUAUUUUUUCUCUCUCUCUCUCUCUUUGCUUCUGUUUCUAUUUUUUCUCUCUCUCUCUCUCUUCUGUUUCUAUUUUUUCUCUCUCUCUUGCUUCUGUUUCUAUUUUCUCUCUCUCUCUUCUGUUUCUUUUUCUCUCUCUCUCUCUCUCUUUUUCUUCUGUUUCUAUUUUUCUCUCUCUCUCUCUCUCUUUUCUUCUGUUUCUUUUUUCUCUCUCUCUCUCUUUGUUCUGUUUCUAUUUUUUCUCUCUCUCUCUCUCUCUUUUUUUCUAUUUCUCUCUCUCUCUCUCUUUGCUUCUGUUUCUAUUUUUUCUCUCUCUCUCUCUCUUUUCUUCUGUUUCUAUUUUUUCUCUCUCUCUCUCUCCUUUUCUAUUUAUUUUUCUCUCUCUCUCUCUCUUUUACUUCUGUUUCUAUUUUUCUCUCUCUCUCUCUCUCUUCUGUUUCUAUUUUUCUCUCUCUCUCUCUCUUUUGCUUCUGUUUUUUAUUUUCUCUCUCUCUCUUUCUUCUUUUCUUCUUUUUCUCUCUUUUCUGUUUCUAUUUUCUCUCUCUCUCUCUUUGCUUCUUUUCUCUCUCUCUCUCUUUGCUUCUGUUUCUAUUUUUCUCUCUCUCUUUUUUCUAUUUUUCUCUCUCUCUUUUGCUUCUGUUUCUAUUUUCUCUCUCUCUCUUUUUCUUCUGUUUCUAUUUUCUCUCUCUCUCUUUUUUCUAUUUCUCUCUCUCUCUCUCUCUCUUCUUUGCUUCUGUUUUUUUUUUCUCUCUCUCUCUUUCUCUCUCUUUGCUUCUGUUUUCUCUCUCUCUCUCUCUCUCUUUGCUUCUGUUUCUAUUUUUCUCUCUCUCUCUCUCUUUGCUUCUGUUUCUAUUUUUCUCUCUCUCUCUCUCUUUGCUUCUGUUUCUAUUUUUUCUCUCUCUCUCUCUCUUUGCUUCUGUUUCUAUUUUUUCUCUCUCUCUCUCUUUGCUUCUGUUUCUAUUUUUCUCUCUCUCUCUCUUUCUUCUGUUUCUAUUUUUCUCUCUCUCUCUCUUUUUCUUCUGCUCUCUCUCUCUCUCUUUGCUUCUGUUUCUAUUUUUCUCUCUCUCUCUCUUUUUUCUGUUUCUAUUUUCUCUCUCUCUCUCUCUUUGCUUCUGUUUCUAUUUUUCUCUCUCUCUCUCUCUUUGUUCUGUUUCUAUUUUUCUCUCUCUCUCUCUUUUUGCUUCUGUUUCUAUUUUUCUCUCUCUCUCUCUUUGCUUCUGUUUCUAUUUUCUCUCUCUCUCUCUUUGCUUCUGUUUCUAUUUUCUCUCUCUCUCUCUUUGCUUCUGUUUCUAUUUUCUCUCUCUCUCUCUUUGCUUCUGUUUCUAUUUUCUCUCUCUCUCUCUCUUUUACUUCUGUUUCUAUUUUUCUCUCUCUCUCUCUCUUUGCUUCUGUUUCUUUUUUCUCUCUCUCUCUUUUGCUUCUGUUUCUAUUUUUUCUCUCUCUCUCUCUCUUUGCUUCUGUUUCUAUUUUUCUCUCUCUCUCUCUCUUUGCUUCUGUUUCUAUUUUUUCUCUCUCUCUCUCUUUGCUUCUGUUUCUAUUUUUUCUCUCUCUCUCUUUGCUUCUGUUUCUAUUUUUUCUCUCUCUCUCUCUUUUGCUUCUGUUUCUUUUUUCUCUCUCUCUCUUUGCUUCUGUUUCUAUUUUUUUUCUCUCUCUCUCUUUUUGCUUCUGUUUCUAUUUUUCUCUCUCUCUCUCUUUGCUUCUGUUUCUAUUUUAUUUCUCUCUCUCUCUCUUUCUUCUUUUUUUUUCUCUCUCUCUCUUUUUUCUGUUUCUAUUUUUUCUCUCUCUCUCUUUGCUUCUGUUUCUAUUUUCUCUCUCUCUCUCUCUUUUCCUUCUGUUUCUAUUUUUCUCUCUCUCUCUCUUUUGAUUUUUCUCUCUCUCUCUUUGCUUCUUGUAACAGGUGCUAGCUUACAAACAUUGGGCACUGGGUCCCUUUCUCGAAAUCUGUUCCCCACCCACCGUUUCUUUCUCAACUCUCCCCUAUCCCUCUUUCCCGGACUCUCUCCCAGACUCUCCCCCCACCCACAUUUUCCCGGACUCUCUCUCUCUCUCUCUCUCCAGGACUCCCUCCCCAUUUUCCCCCUGACUCUCCCCCCCCACAUUUUCCCCUGGACUCUCCUCCCCGACCACAUUUUCCCCCGGACUCUCCUCCCCGACCACAUUUUUCCCCCGGACUCUCCUCCCCCGACCACAUUUCCCCCCCGGACUCUCCUCCCCCGACCACAUUCCCCCCCGACUCUCCUCCCCGACCACAUUUCCCCCGGACUCUCCUCCCGACCACAUUUUCCCCCCUCUCCUCCCGACUCUCCCCCAGUCCCCCCCACAUUUUCCCCCCGGACUCUCUCUUUCUCUCUAGCAAGACUCUCUUUCUCUCUACCCCUCUUUCUUCUGAAUAAAAUUUUGAUCUAUUUAAGUUUUUUCUUCUCUCUCUUUCACUCUCUCUUUCACUCUCUCUCUCUCACUCUCUCUCUCACUCUCUCACUCUCUCUCUCACUCUCUCUCUCUCUCUCUCUCUCUCUCUCUCCUCUCUCUCUCUCUCUCUCUUCCUCUCUCUUUCCUCUCUCUCUCCUCUCUCUUUCUCUCUCUCUCUCUCUCUCUUUCCCUCCUCUCUCUUUCCUCUCUCUCUUUUCCUCCUCUCUCUCUCUCUCCUCUCUCUCUCUCUCACUCUCUCUCUCUCUCUCUCUUUCCUCCUCUCUCUCUCCUCUCCUCUCUCUCUCUCCUCCUCUCUCUUCCUCUCUCUCUCUCUCUCUCUCUCUCUCUCUCUCUCUCUCUCUCUCUCUCUCUCUCUCUCUCUCUCUCUCUCUCUCUCUCUCUCUCUCUCUCUCUCUCUCUCUCUCUCUCUCUCUUCUCACUCUCUCUCUCUCUCUCUCUCUUUCACUCUCUCUCUCUCUCUCUCUCUCUCUCUCUCUCUCUCUCUCUCUCUCUCUCUCUUUCACUCUCUCUCACUCUCUCUUUCACUCUCAAUUAUAUUAA